Sclerotinia trifoliorum is the source of this 2517-nucleotide messenger RNA. The record is from the annotation of a GenBank genome assembly. NCBI's taxonomy places the organism in Eukaryota, Fungi, Ascomycota, Leotiomycetes, Helotiales, Sclerotiniaceae.
GCGAAGCGCCGACUAUGAGCCUAGAAAUUGGCUAUCUAGCUACAGAUUAUGAGUUUUUCGUUCAAUUGUCACCAGCUUUCAACGCCAAAGCCUUGGACUGCUAUGAUUUUAUUUCCUGGCUCUAGCUGAAAUGCUUUCAUCUUCUAAGAUGAGAUCUUACACUAUUCUUCUCGACAUGUCGUAGGUUGACGACUGCGUCAACAAGGAAAGAUGUCUCGCUGCGCUACCUCUAGGGAUAUUCCGUCUUUAGCAGCAUAUAUAUACCGCCAAAGUUGCCGUUGGUCAAUAGCUCCAGACUCCAGGUCACAUUCAUCCGAUAUCCAGACUUCUAACAAAUCUUCUUUACCCAACAAAAUCUAUUGCCAACACAGAACCUUCGUCAAGAUAUCAAAAGAAGAAUCACAAUGGUUGUUGAAUUACCAAGCCCAGAGACUUAUGUGCGAUUCGUGAGCAAAAGGGUAGGUCACUAUGCACUUUCCAUUUUAGACAAAUUCUUAGAGUGCCGAUCUAACAUUAUUUCUUUUCAACAGACUGGUAAAGUCCUAGCAGAUGACAAUGAACUCUGCCAUACCGAUAAAGAUCCAGCCAAGGCGGAACAUUGGUGGAGAAUUAUCCCAGCUAAUGGUCAAACCAACAGCUACAUCAUCAAGAAUGUUACUACUGGUCGCGUGAUUUGGUGCCGCUCCAAGAAUCGUCGGGCGGGAUGUAUUGAUGACGACGGAAAAUGGGCGGACAACUGGUUUGUAUUUGAGGAGACCAGACUUCCCAAUUGUAACGGCACUUUUCGCAUUCAUUGUCCAUCGGCAAAUUGCGCUCUUGCCUCGCGCACCGACAAAAAGCCGGAAGUUGAUGGAAUCCUACUCAAAGACGAUGGUUCACCCGAUAAUGAGGAUCAACAUUUCUUGAUGAAUUUCGAAGACAUGGGGGUGGAAAGUAUCGAAUAUGAUAUCAAAGCUGGGAAAAAGUCAUCAGAGAAGCCCGCUGCAAUUGCUCAACAGGACUUGGAAAAUGCAUCGGAUACAGAGCAAAUUCAGACAUUCACAUACAAUGAAGAUAAGGCGGAAGAGCACACUUUUGAGCACUCGCAUGGUUUUGAAAUCUCCAUUUCUCAGAAAAUCAAGGUCCAAGCAUGGCCCAUUUGGACGGGCAAAUUGGAAGUCAAGGGAAGUACGAAAAAUGAAUGGAGGUGGGGAGAGAAAAAUACCGUUACGACGAAAUGGGGUAUUAGUCAAGCUCUUAAGGUGCCAAAAAAUAGCACGUUCGUGGCUACUUUGACGGCUACUAAGAUGGAAAUCUCAGUGCCUUUCAAAAUGAUCUGGAAGGCUAAGGAUUCCGGUGCGAAAAAUACUACCUAUGGCAUGUACACGGGCGUUUCCUACUACAAUGCUUCUACCACUAUUAAGCCAAAAUCUGGUACGUCGGGCACUAGUUAUAAGGAUGAAAGUAGGACAUUUGAAGAUGGUACUGAGAAUAUCGAGGGGAAUGCUACAGGUGAAGAACAAGUCUACCCGGUAGAUAAUGAGCAAACGGCUUCCUACGAGACAUAUGGCAAUGAAACGUUGGAUGGUACGAAGCAGAAUUACGAUGGGCAAGGAUCUUUUGGGGAGAAUCAAGACUACGAUAACAGCGAAGAGAAAGAAGAAGAAACCGGUGUUGAGCCUGGAUAUGAAGAGAAUCAGUAUUUUCAAGGAGAUUAUGACAAUAAUGGAGGACAAGGAGGCGACCCCGUCGAGUCAGCAUACGAAAAUAAGCCAUAUGAAGAGAACUAUGGAGGAGAUGAGGGUCGUCAAUCAAACGAAGCAAACUUCGAUGAAACCUCAUACAACCAACUUAAUGGAGGGGACGAUCCGUACAAUACUGGCUACCAGCAGAACGAACCCCAGGAGAUUGAAAGCCAAGCACGAACGUCAUACGAACCUGAAACAGAGGAGCUAACUUUUCAAUCGACCUAUAGUCAAAAUUCCUAUGAAGGCGGGAAUAGCUACGAGGAGCGCCAGGAUGAUCAACCUGAGGUAGAGAAUCUUUCACUCGAGGACUCAAAACCAAUCUAUCAAGACAAUACAGACUCUUAUUCAGGAGGUUACGACCAGCAGAGCUUUGACAAUAAUUGCUAUGAGAGCAAUCAAUUCAACAAUGAGUCCACGGAACAAAAAUCCUCAACUUUGAAGUACCAAAAUACAAGUCGCUCCGAUGAAGAUGAAAGCUUCAAUCAGCAAGGAUAUAGUCAAGGAAGAAGCUUCGGUAACGUAUACGUUCAAUCCAAUGACUAUGACCAAUCCUCCAAACCCACAUACGAAGAGAAUACCUUUGACCAGGCCGUUAACUAUGAGCAACCGUCCGAGGACCGCAAUUCCUACGGUCACCUCAAUAAUUACGGGAGAAAUAAGAACUUUCAUGAUCAAUCUUCUGAAUCUACUUAUAAUUACAGGGAUAAUAUAGAGUCUUCGUAUGGCGGGUAUGAAUAGUAUUAGAUAUGAUGCUCUUGAUUAUGCGGAUAUUAUGGAGGUGAUGAGUGGG